This is a messenger RNA of Capronia epimyces CBS 606.96, 426 nucleotides long. RefSeq lists its product as uncharacterized. NCBI's taxonomy places the organism in Eukaryota, Fungi, Ascomycota, Eurotiomycetes, Chaetothyriales, Herpotrichiellaceae. The record is from RefSeq and is a predicted model, not a curated record. Bases 1 to 426 code for a protein of 141 amino acids. The transcript has 2 exons.
AUGAAUUCGCCAAAGGUUGAGGGCUUCAACUACAAAGGCUACGAAGAGAUUGCAGAGAAAUUCGGUCUUUCUGCUGCCGUGAGCAUUCCUUUAGCCGAUAGACGGUUGAUUGCAACUUCUGGACAUGUGGGAAUGCAUGAAGAUGGUCAUAUUGCGAAGUCCUUGCGAGAACAGAUGAGGCUUGCCUUCAAGAAUGUUGAGAAAUCCAUCCACGCUGUUGAUCCGAGUUUAACAUCUACGGAUGUUUGGAAUUCUGUGUAUCAGAUCACUACGUACCAUGUCGGCGGCGUAGGCGAGGAAAUCACGGGUACUAUGAACGAGAUUGCCAAAAGCUUUCUGGGUUCCCAUCGGCCUGCUUGGGCUGCAAUUGGGGUACAAUCACUAGCAGCAGGAGACUUCGAGAUGUUGGUUUGGGCGGUGAUAUGA